This is a messenger RNA of Opisthorchis viverrini, 696 nucleotides long. RefSeq lists its product as hypothetical. Lineage: Eukaryota; Metazoa; Platyhelminthes; Trematoda; Opisthorchiida; Opisthorchiidae. The transcript has a single exon. The record is from RefSeq and is a predicted model, not a curated record. The annotation marks the transcript as partial.
GGACGGUUGAACUCGUGUUGCCAAUGGAGACAUAAACGCUGGAUCAUCCUGGUUGCGGCGCUUUUUGAACUUUUUUGGUUCAGUGGAUAUAACUACGGCUACAAUGCGCUGAUUCCCAUCUACAUGAAACUGGGUGUCUUUGCUUAUCAAUGCAGCCCGACAGAGCCAAACUGUCCCGCUCAAGAAGGAAUGUUCCACAAUGCGUUCAUCGUCUGGGUUGUGGUACAGAUGUGUCUUGUCACAGGAGCUGGGUUUCUCAUGGAUCGCGUUGGACUGCGAGUGCUGAAGCUAAUUGCCGUCGGUGUCUUUUUCGUGGGCACGCUUAUGUUUGCAUUUACCAGCCGGGAUUCAAGCGCCUUGUUCUUCGUCGCCGGAAUUUUUGUCUCUUUGUCCAGCGUCUCGUCACUCAUCUGCAACCACCAGAUUAGUUCAAUGUUCCCAAGUUCUCGUGGAUUUGUGGUCUCUCUGCUCUCAGGCGCUUUCGACUCUAGUGGUUUUGUGACAUUCCUGAUUGGGAAAACGGUGCACUUGAUCUCGCUGCAGAACUCAUUUGUUAUACUCGCCUGCUGCGCUUUGGUGUACGGAAUUUGCAUGAGUCUUUUCGCGCUGAAGCAAUGGUCUUCGGAGAUGAAUCCAGAAGGAGAGCAGAAGAAUGCUGAAGGUAUGGGAAUUCCUGAGAAGGAAGAUGAGAUGAAG